Fonsecaea nubica is the source of this 1458-nucleotide messenger RNA. RefSeq lists its product as hypothetical. Gene Ontology annotation, molecular function: protein binding; protein-lysine N-methyltransferase activity. The record is from RefSeq and is a predicted model, not a curated record. Gene Ontology annotation, cellular component: nucleus. The coding region runs from base 1 to 1458 and encodes 485 amino acids. Gene Ontology annotation, biological process: peptidyl-lysine monomethylation. NCBI's taxonomy places the organism in Eukaryota, Fungi, Ascomycota, Eurotiomycetes, Chaetothyriales, Herpotrichiellaceae. The transcript is spliced from 3 exons.
AUGAGGCAGUCUUCUCUACCACUUGAGGAUUUGCAUAUAUGGGCCCAUUUCAAUGAUGUUCAGCUCCUAGAGACAUCGAUCGAGCCGCAUAUCAUCAGAGAGGAUGGUACUGACAAAGGUGGUGGCCUGCUCGCAAAAGGUGAACAUGGCCCGGGAAAGCCCCUCGUUGCUGUUCCUCGCGAGCUGGUUCUAUCCAAAGAGCGAGUCGAGCAAUAUGCCAAGGCAGAUCAGAGCCUGAAGGAGCUCAUUGAGGCGGCAGCUCCCUUAGUUCAGAAUCCUCGGACAGCAGUGCUACUGUUUCUCGUCUACCAAAUGACGAUCAACAGCCCGAGCUCUCCAAGCCACGGUUUGGGAUUCAACAAUCCUUUUGCUGGCUACGUCAAAAUGCUUCCACAUUCAAUCCCGCUGCCAACUUUCUACACAGCUGAGGAAAGAGAAUUACUCGUGGGGACCUCUCUCUCGGACGCAGUGAGCCAGAAAUUGAUCAGUCUGGAACGGGAAUUCGACAAUUUAAAAGCCGCGACUGCAAAAAUCCCCUGGUGCCAAGAGAUCUGGUGGAGUGAAAGCGCAGAUUGUUUGACCCUGGAAGACUGGAAACUUGCAGAUGCAAUGUACCGCUCUCGUGCACUGGAGCUGCCCCAAAGCAGAGGCGUCGGCAUGGUUCCAAUCAUUGACAUGGCGAAUCAUGCCUCUGACGACCGGUAUAACGCCAGAUUCGAGGUGGAUGAAGACUCAGGAUCCGUGCUACUCGUCGUACGAGAUGACAGACAUAUCCACCAAGGAGACGAGAUUACCAUAAUGUAUGGCUGCGGCGGCGCAUGUGAAAUGCUGUUUUCAUACGGGUUUCUAGAAGAGCACGCGAACAGUGCUAGGGAAAUAUUCCUGAAUUUGUCCAUUCCAUCCGACGACCCUCUGCGACUGGCCAAAAUCCAGUUCGCGCAAGCAGCGCCAGGGGUCCGCAUUUAUGUGGAUGAUUCAAAUCAGGUACAUUGGGAGAGCACUUUUGUCUGGUGGGCAUGUAUCAAUGAGGAAGACGGUCUAGAUUUUCGAGUGGAGCAGACUAUCGACGGAGAUACGGAGCUGAAGGCUUCGUGGAAAGGUCAGGCACUCGCUACAGACACUUUAUUACAGUCGGUAUUGCUGGCAGAUCACCUCCGAGACAUCUUCGUCCUGCGAGCGACAGUCACAAUCCAAGAAAGGAUUGAAGAUCAGGGAUCACGCCUCGCCGAAUGUGAAGAGCAAUAUAACAACACUGAUUGCAGCGAUCAAGUCAGGCAUUCAGUAUAUGGGGCGAUCGGAAAACUUCGGAGCCUGGAAAUGGAGCUCCUGACCAGGGCGUAUGAGACGCUCGAGGGAGAGAAGUCACAGCUCCUGAAGUCAUCCAUCGUCCGUGACUACUUGGCACAAGGCAACGGCAGCACGGAGUCGCCAGAUAAUACCCCAGAUGAUUUUGCAUGA